Candoia aspera is the source of this 2033-nucleotide messenger RNA. RefSeq names its product tubulin folding cofactor E like (gene TBCEL). The coding region runs from base 306 to 1580 and encodes 424 amino acids. The record is from RefSeq and is a predicted model, not a curated record. Gene Ontology annotation, molecular function: protein binding. The transcript is spliced from 10 exons. Lineage: Eukaryota; Metazoa; Chordata; Lepidosauria; Squamata; Candoiidae.
CAUCCCGAGCGAGCUGUUUCCGGGUCAAUGCAGGACGCGGCCGCCGGACUGGGCGCGUGAAGCGGUGGGGCCCGUAAAUUACAUGGACGUGUGAUCUUUACCCUCUGGAGAAAAAAAAUGAAGCGCUAAGAAGAUUCCCUGAAACUCAUACAUGUAACUCCAGAGAGAGCUGAUGCUGAGACUAACAAAUAACCAUCUUGUACACUUCAGCUGUCUGAUUUCAAGCUUGAAUAUCUAGGCCUUAAUCUCAACAUGGGCCACUCUGAACAGUUCUUUCCCAUUUGAUUUCAUUUCUGGAAGGGACCAUGGAUCAGCCCAGUGGGAGAAGUUUCAUGCAAGUUCUUUGUGAAAAAUACAGCCCUGAAAACUUCCCAUAUCGCCGUGGUCCUGGAAUGGGCGUGCAUGUCCCAGCCACACCUCAGGGUUCACCUAUGAAAGACCGUCUCAACCUGCCAAGUGUGCUGGUACUGAACAGCUGUGGAAUCACCUGUGCAGGAGAUGAGAACGAGAUAGCUGCCUUCUGUGCUCAUGUAUCUGAACUGGAUCUUUCUGACAAUAAACUAGAAGACUGGCACGAGGUCAGUAAAAUUGUGUCAAAUGUCCCCCACUUGGAGUUUCUGAACCUGAGUUCCAAUCCUCUGAAUUUGUCAGUUUUAGAGAGGAGGUGUGCUGGAUCUUUCGCUGGUGUUCGCAAACUUGUGCUCAACAAUAGCAAAGCUUCCUGGGAAACAGUCCAUACCAUACUGCAAGAAUUACCAGACUUGGAGGAACUUUUCCUGUGCCUUAACGACUAUAAUACAGUGUCUUGUUCUCCAGUUUGUUGUCACUCUCUCAAAUUGCUCCACAUAACUGACAAUAAUCUCAAAGACUGGACUGAAAUCCGGAAGCUGGGGAUAAUGUUUCCGUCACUAGAUACUUUGGUUCUGGCCAAUAACUAUCUGUCAGCCAUUGAAGACUCAGAGGAUUCCCUGGCAAGGCUAUUCCCGAACUUGCGAUCCAUCAGUCUGCACAAGUCAGGUCUGCAUUCCUGGGAAGAUGUUGACAAACUGAAUUCUUUCCCCAAGCUUGAGGAAGUGAGGUUGCUGGGCAUUCCUCUCCUUCAGCCGUACACCAAUGAGGAGCGAAGGAAGCUGGUAAUAGCCAGGCUACCAUCGAUCACAAAGCUGAAUGGAAGUGUCAUAAUGGAUGGAGAGCGAGAAGACUCUGAGAGAUUUUUCAUUCGCUACUAUAUGGACUUUCCACAAGAAGAAGCCCCUUUCAGGUAUCAUGAACUAGUGACAAAAUACGGGAAGCUGGAGAAGCUGGCUGUGGUCGACCUGAGGCCUCAGAGUAGUGCCAAAGUCGAAGUUCACUUCAAAGAUCAGGUGGAAGAGAUGACCAUCCGCUUGGAUCAGACGGUGGCGGAACUAAAGAAACAAUUGAAAACGGUGGUCCAGCUGCCAACCAGCAACAUGCUUGUCACCUACUUUGAUCACGAAGCCCCUUUUGGCCCCGAAGAGAUGAAGUACAACACGAGGGCACUGCAUUCUUACGGCAUUCGGGAUGGAGAUAAAAUCUUCGUGGACUCCAAAACCAAGUAGCCUCUCUGCUCCAGCAGGCCCCGCUCCAGAGUGCACAUCCGCCCCACGUACACAACCAAGGGACUUCCUGAUGGGGUGUUUCAUUUGGGUUCAUCGGUUGAGAUUUGGUUUUUAGAGGUGUAUCGGUUCACUUCUCUAGCCCAGGUUGGCAGGCCCAGAUCUGUGAGAUAAGCACCAGGAUUCAGCGCAGAUUGCAGUCAGGAUGUUUCUCAGAGGAGUGGCAUCAAGCAGGUGUGCUGUUUUCCAUUGGUAUCUCCCAGCUGUUCCACUGUACUUGUGAAUGUAGCAUGAAAGGCUGUCUUCAAAGCUUGGAGGUUAUUACAGCCACUCAGCCAGGGAAUUCAGGCUUCCAGCAGGCAUAAGGGUAAGGUAUGUGUGAAAAAGAUUCUGGGGGGCUCUUGUUCACUCAGCGGUUGGACUCCAAUUACAAACGGCUGCGCUGCUGUUCCUUCA